Suhomyces tanzawaensis NRRL Y-17324 is the source of this 879-nucleotide messenger RNA. Its product is annotated as GATA-type transcription factor. The record is from RefSeq and is a predicted model, not a curated record. The transcript has a single exon. Gene Ontology annotation, biological process: regulation of DNA-templated transcription. Bases 1 to 879 code for a protein of 292 amino acids. Gene Ontology annotation, molecular function: zinc ion binding; sequence-specific DNA binding. Lineage: Eukaryota; Fungi; Ascomycota; Pichiomycetes; Serinales; Debaryomycetaceae.
AUGUGUGGUGCCAUUCUGAGUUCCAACCUGAAACAAAUUCCCCUGGUGCAUAAACCCCCCAGGGCGAAAAAGGGACCCGCUCGCAAAACUAGAAGAAACCUGCCUAAUGCGGGCACCGAGACCCCCAAAACGGUAUUACCGUCUUUCCGGGUCUUGACUACCGCCCUCAAUCUUGAUCUCGAUUGUCUGUUUAUCUACCAGCCUCCGUUUGCCACGGCACCACCGCCCUGUCCCUCCAUUGGGGACAACAAUGCCACCGGCAUCCGAGCCAAGCACGAGUUGUUGCUGUUCUUCGGCAACCACCACUCCUCGCCUUGGAGUGGCCUCCAACGGCUCUCUCGGGUGCUAACCGACACCACGGUUUCAGAUCAUGCUGGAGACCCCCAUGCGUAUCGUAAAUUUGUUAAGAAUUUACCUUUAAGCGACAUCGACUUGCAAACCAUCACCUCCAGUUUGCCCAGAUUGACUUCGGCUCUACAUGAGGUGGCAUAUUUACGGUCGGAAUAUGUCGGUCCUGGACAUUUGCGCCUCCCUGUUUCACCUGUUAACUCAGUUUCGCCUGUCCCUGAUGGCGAUUCUCUGCCCCUGGCCCCUAACCCGCCCCGGAUCAGAAACACUAGGGGUCCAUAUAUAACCUCCCGCAAGGUCUCCAGGUGCUCGACCUGCAAAUCCAAGGAUACUCCCGAGUGGAGAAAGGGUCCGUUGGGGUCUCGCACCGUGUGCAAUGCCUGUGGCUUGUUCUACUCCAAAUUGGUGAGAAAAUUCGGCGCUCACGAUGCAGCCAAAAUCUACAACUAUAGGGCUUCCAUGGGAAUGAUCCGUAUUCUUCCCAACGAAAGGGAAAAGGAAAGGAUCAUUUCUGAGAUACCGUCAUUAUGA